Molecule: messenger RNA, 1101 nt
Organism: Alternaria incomplexa
Lineage: Eukaryota; Fungi; Ascomycota; Dothideomycetes; Pleosporales; Pleosporaceae
Exons: 2
Coding region: 1-1101 (366 amino acids)
Cellular component (GO): membrane
Source: RefSeq, a predicted model, not a curated record
AUGUGGCUUCUCAACGCUCCUCCCGCCGUGCUCGGCCUGAUCGCCUUCGCCUACCUGCCCUCGGCUCUCGCAAAGCCCUACCCCGUCCACUUUGACGAGUUCGCCUCGCUGCACAACAGCUCCCAGCUGAUCAAGAAGCAAGACUGCGCCAACCCCUGCGGUUUCGGCGGCUGGUUGUGCUGUCCUUCAGGCGCAAAAUGCUAUACCGACAGUGCCAACCAGGCGCAAUGCGACACCAGCGGCGGUGGUGCCAACACGGAAGCGGCAGGCGGCUACUAUGAAUACUACACGACUACCUACGUCGAGACUGUCGGUCUUCUCACCAAGACCGAGACGCGCAGCACCUACAUACCAGCGACAGCGACAGCCACAUGCAGCGACUCGCAAAACCCCUGCGGCGGAAUCUGCUGCGACUCUGGCAUGUACUGUCUGAAGGCCGGCCAGUGUGCGAUGAUUGCUGGCGGCAGCUCUGGAGGUAUCACACCCGGUGCCCCUCUUCGUCCAACUAGCUCAGGCGUCGUAGUCGUUACCUACACCGGCACCCCGACCGCGACCCAGCCCUUCCAGACACCCAUCCCCACCGGCGCAGCAGGCGGCGGCCUCGUCGCAACUGAAGAGAGCAACGGCGGACUCAGUGGCGGUGCCAUUGCCGGUAUCGUUAUCGGUGUUAUCCUUGGUAUAUUGCUGCUCCUCCUUCUCUGUCUCUUCUGCUGCGCUCGCGCCCUUUUCGACACGCUCCUCGCCAUCUUCGGCUUCGGCAAGAAGCGCAAGCACACUCACGAGGAGACCUACAUCGAAGAGCACCACCACAGCGGCGGCGCUGCUGGCGGACGCACCUGGUACGGAGGUGGCCGCCCUGCUCGUCCUUCGCGCGCCGGCUCUGAGAAGCACAGCACCGGCAAGAAGGGUCUGGGUCUCGCUGCUGGACUAGGUGGUCUCGCGCUUGCGUUGGGUCUCAAGAGGAGACACGACAACAAGGUCGACGAUAAGAGCACCACUGUCAGUGGAACAUCAUACAUGUACAGCGACUACACAAGUUCGAGCAGCGCAAGUUCAUCAGAUCGCCAUACACGCCGAACACGCCACUCAUCGAGACGAUAG